UUCCCCUAAAAAUCUCCAGCCGUCUGUCUUGCUGCUCGUUCCUGCAGCUCAGACGUCGCCUCCCUUCUACCCCUUGCUCCUCAGCCAGGCUUGUUAGCCGAGCCCCUCCAACUAGCGUGCUAGACCUUUGACGCCGUUUCCCCGUCGUCCAAGCUCCACCAUGCCCACACGUCCGUCCUGCUCCUCCAUGCACACGCCCAUGCAUCCUUAUCUCCCUGGAAACUUCACUCGUGUACGGCUCCCUGGUGAUAAUAUUCAGCGAUGCUUCGCCAGGGCACCGUUCCCCUGCGCGCUCGCUGGACGCCGUCGCACAUGCUCCCUGCUCGGCCUCCCCGGCGUGCUGCUCCCUCGCCUUGGUGCCCCUGCGAGCUCCUUCUCUCUGGCCCGGUUUCCAGCUCGGGCCUCGCUAGAUGCCGAUGCCGCUUUUCUGACCUCGUCUCGAUACUCAAUCGCUGCAGCACGCCAUGCCGUGUGUGCUGCACUGUCAUCAUUCGCUAUCCUCAUUUUUGCUAAUUUUUCUCGUCGUUUCUCGUCUACAACCUUGUCAGCUCCUGCGUGUCGUGCGCGUCUUGUGUUCGGGUCGAGCCCCAGGAUUUUGAGGAAAAGGAAGCUCCAGUGCAUUGGCCGGUGAAAUGAAUAAAAUGGAUUUUGAAGAAAAGGAAGCUCCAAUGCAUCAGCCGGUGAAAUGAAUAAAAUGGUGGUAAUUAUGGUCCUUGUGAAAUCUGAGAUCAACUUAGUCGCGUGACACACCAAGAUAACACGUGUUAUGUGCUCUCCAUCAACAAGUGAAGCUCACCGAAGAAGGAUCAUUAACUCUACCGGUGUCUACUGCUCAGAACAGGGUCUCGCUGCCGCAGAACGUUGUCGCAGACCGCUUCACCGUCGACCCUUUGAACUGCGUCAUCCCCGGUUAAUCUCGCGCGCGUACCGACAGCUUCGAAGAACACCUAGAUGAGGUGGUACUUGAAGAAGUCUACUCCAGUGCCUGCUCAUCAAGUGGAUGGAGCUAUCUAACUAAAGGUUAGGUAUAAGGAUCUAGAAUCUCUUCUCUGCAACAAAGGCAAGCCCCGGUGCAUUUACCCCUUCCUUGUAUUUUUAAAAAGACUUUUAUAUACUUUAAGUCUAGUGAAAUGUGCAUUAAGUUUAUAGGAAUUGAUUGGAAACUAUUGGAUGCAUUGACUACCUUGAUAUCCAUUCCUGUUAUAUAUACUUCUUUCGAAGUAUCAAAUAUUGUUUACAAAAAUGCUUAGCCCUGCUUAGAUCUGGUGGAUAGAGGUUGUCUUUUGCAAUAAUGCCUAGCUCAGGGGUUAUCCUGAGGACGGAUGGCUUCUACCAGCAAGAAUAUUUUCAUUGGGAGCAUGGUGGGAUCUUACUACAAAGUUCCCUAUAAUGCUCUUUUCAUCCUAAGGAACACAAAACAAUCCUAAGGAUGGAAGUACUUAAAUCGAGACUUGGGCUAGGAACAGGUGAUGCUCCUCCCAGGUUAAUUAAGGAUUGGAUGCGUAUGUAGGCCUGUAUGAUCAAGGACUAUCUUAACUGGCCACAUGCCCUGGAUAUGGGACAGGGUAAGCUUGAACCCCUCUAUUCCAUACAUGAAAAGACAAUCGCGCACUGGGAGUGGAGAGAUGGCGAGAGUGACACAUACGCUCCUGGCAAAGGACCGCCUAAAAGGGGUGGUGUGCUCUCGGGUGGCGCGCACCUGUUCAUGCAGUGGAGGAUCCGUGGGAAUUGUAGACAUAUGCAAGAGUUACGAGAAACAUAUGUCGUGUGGUUAGAGAUCCUCAGCUGAGUAAAUCGAUUCGGAUCGUCGUUAUAUCCCCGGAAAGUGGAGACUUGAUCUCUGUCCUUCAACCUAAGUCAGGAUGUAAACAUUAUGAAUAAAAAUGAUGUUGUAUUGAUGAGAUGCUGAAAUAAGACUAGAUGUAACCAGAGUCUAUUAAUAUUUAAUCUGGCGUUAAAAUAUUGAAAGUAAGGACUCACUUUAGUAAGCUAUUUCUGCAAACGUAUCUAAGUUGAUUCUUGCUAAAGCCUUUUCCUUGAUUCCUAUUUAACCAGCAUAUCCUUAAGAGUCAUUUUUCCUUAGUCGGGUAAGACUUGCGAAAGUGCACGCCGUACUUAGGGUUUUCGAACCCAUGUUGUUGUAGGUGAUGAGGAGUACUCUAAGUGUUCCUGUGGCUGGAGGGCGUUUCCAGUUCUGGAGGAAGACUAGUUAGGCUAGUGUAUAAGCUUUGGAGGGUUCCUACCGUCCUGCUUUUGUAAUAAGUUAUGCAUUUUGAGUAUAUCAGGACUUGUAAUAAAUGUAACUCUUACUAUGUGUCAAACGAUUUUUGUUUGAUUUCAAACUUUACCAGAGUAUGUUCAAGGUAAUUUGGCACCACUUUCAUAUUUGGGUUUUGUAGAUUUGAGUUUUGGAAAACAGAGAACACGGCUGAACUUCAUAAAGGGGUAAAAAUUCAGUUCUGAA
This is a messenger RNA of Zea mays, 2464 nucleotides long. RefSeq lists its product as uncharacterized. Lineage: Eukaryota; Viridiplantae; Streptophyta; Magnoliopsida; Poales; Poaceae. The coding region runs from base 161 to 631 and encodes 156 amino acids. The transcript is spliced from 3 exons. The record is from RefSeq and is a predicted model, not a curated record.